Messenger RNA from Anisakis simplex (herring worm), 282 nucleotides. The record is from the annotation of a GenBank genome assembly. NCBI's taxonomy places the organism in Eukaryota, Metazoa, Nematoda, Chromadorea, Rhabditida, Anisakidae.
AUGCAACAAGUAACUCGAAAUCACACCUCAACACAUUUGCUUCUAAUCACCAUCAGUUUUGCAUUGUUUCAAGUUUUGAAUUCAUAUGAGAUGAGCGAUUCGGAGAGAAACCAUUUGAUAUCGGACUUGUCGAUGGCGUUCGGUGGUGGCUAUUACAAGAAAAGCGAUCCAUCAUGGAAAUAUAUCGGACUGGGCAAAAGAACUGAGCACAGUGACGAUCAACGUGCACUCACGCGACGCACUCGAAUAAAUCGUUUCGGCAUGAUUGGAUUGGGACGAUAA